GCCACAUGGUUAAAUUGGUUGUUUCAUGGAGAAGCAGGGAGGGACAAGAAGCAAAGAGAAUGAGGUGGGGAAAACAAGUAGAAAGGGAGAGCUUAGGACUCCCCUUCAGGCAUCCGAACAAGUCUGGACUAUUCUGCUGCUGCUUGUGUUCAGCUGGCAGCCUCGGGAAUCAAAAACGGUGUUACUGUCUCCUACAGAGAUGCAGCGUCCGGAGUUAAGUUAUUAAGCAAACUUAUACUGUACAGUGGAUAGUCGUGGAGUGGGCUUUUUGAAGCAGUGACACUGGACAGCGGUGACUGGGAAUACUACUGCACGGAGGGCUAAGGCUGGAUAUGCCACAGGUGGAAAGGUGAGGAGCGGCAGGCUGUGGCCCCGGUGCACGCUACAGAGAUCCCCAGGUUGUGAAGAUGCGGAGCUUGUUUUUCACUGUGACUGUCCUGCUGUCCUCCAUGAACCGGGCUGAUGCUCAGGGCAGAUGUGAUAAUGUGCAAGCGGCAGAUAUCGUUUUCCUGGUUGAUGGCUCUUCCAGUAUUGGCCGAGCUAACUUUCUGCAGGUGAAGGGCUUUAUGGCUGGAAUCGUCAAGCCAUUUGCCAACUCUGUCAGCAAUUCAGGGAUACGGUUUGGGGCCAUACAGUACAGUGACACCUCCAGAGUUGAAUUUACAUUUACUACCUACGUGGUUGGCACUGAGCUGGUCAACGCUGUAGAGAAUCUGAACUAUAAGGGGGGAAACACACGCACUGGUGCUGGUCUCAAGUUUGUCGCUGACAACUUCUUCAACCCUGCGUCCAGUCGUAAUGUCCCAAAGAUUACUAUCCUGAUAACAGACGGAAAGUCACAAGACAGCGUGCAGGAACCAGCACAGAAGCUGCGUAGUCAAGGAGUACAUGUUUUUGCGGUUGGUGUAAAGAGUGCAGACAGGAAUGAAUUGGCACAGAUCUCCUCCCAGCCCAGCAGUGAUUUCACCUCCUUUGUUGGGGACUUCAAACUGCUAAACACACUUCUUCCUCUUGUGAGCCCCCAAGUGUGUUCCAGAGCAGGAGGAGUCUAUGCUAGUGAUGAGGCAUUUUCUGGUCCGUCCAACAUUCAGUUUACAGGCCAGACGUCUGAUACCCUCAGGUUUCGCUGGAGUGCAGCAGGGGGGCCUUUGACUGGCUAUGUAGUCCAGUAUGUGCCACUUUCUGGCCUGGGUCAGCCAAUCACAGCAGAACUGCGUCAGGAGACUGUCCCUGUCACUCAGAGGACCUUUACUGCACAAGAGCUGAGGUCAGGAACCGACUACCUGGUGACUAUUAUUGCCCAAUACCCCAACAGUGUGGGGGAGUCUGUUUCUGCCAAGCAACGAACCAGGUCUUUGCCUGGGGUCACCAGUCUACGCCUGGUCCAGGCAGGCUUCUUCUCUCUCUCUGUGGGCUGGGCUCAGCCUUCGUCUCCUGUACAGGGCUACAGACUCACCUAUGGACCACGAGGUCAGGCACACACACACAUACCUCUGUUUCUAUAUCCUUUCACUCAGUCUGUGGAGCAGUCUCUGUCUGCAGACUCCACCUCUGUCACAUUGGAGUCACUUCAGCCUGACACAGAGUACGUCGUCAGCCUCUUUCCCCUGUUCCCUCGAAACUCGGCAUCCCCGUCCAUUCUCAAUGCCCGCACAUUGCGCCUUGAGUCAGUGCAGCAGUUAACAGUGGAGACGGAGUCGGAGGGCAGUGUCCGUGUGGGGUGGAGAGGCGUCAGUGGUGCACGGGCCUACCGUCUGGUCUGGGGACCAUUUACAGGUCGAAAUGUCGAGACGGUGGAGGUUGCUGGUGACAGAGAGUUCCACACUUUGUCCAGACUGCAGUUCGACACUGAGUACAUUGUCACCAUCAUCCCGCUUUAUGAGGGCAACACGGAGGGCCCUGUAGCAACGGCCAGGUUCAAGAUAGACCGUCAGGAGCAGCAGUUGCUCAGAGCAGCUACCACCAGCCCCUCCACUAUUCGCCUCACCUGGAGACUCAUUCAGUCAUCUCAAGGGUACCGCCUAGAGUGGAGAGAGGGGGAAGGAGGCCGCGUCCAGAGCCGGACCUUUCCUAGAACCACUACCAGCUAUGAGCUAACCGGCCUUCAGCCCAACACAGAAUAUAUCAUCACCCUGUACACUCUGUUCGAAGGUCGGGAGGAGGCCACACCUGUCUCCACCACAUCCAUAGAGGAACAGCCAGUGGGGAGAGUGUCCAACUUGAGAGUUGUGGAGUCUCUGGGCAGUACUGCGAGACUUGGCUGGACGGGUGUAGCCGGGGCCACACAGUACCGCAUCAUCAUCCUGAACACAGAAGCCGGAUCAGAGGAAAUACGGAUUAUCCCUGGAAACCAGACAAUCCUUGACCUCAGAGACCUGGCAGUGGGAGUGUCUUACGGUGUCAGUGUCACAGCGCUGGUGGGAGAAAAUGAAGGAGACCCAGUUACUGUCUACAUCAAACCUGAGCAAGGUGCUGGAAGAGUGACUAACCUCAGAGUCACAAACAAAAACAGUCGGAGACUUCGAAUCGCCUGGACAGGUGCUACUGGGGCAACAGGUUACAGAGUUACUUGGAGACAAGGCAACAGUGCAGAGCAGUUCCGUAUUGUUGGGGCGGAGGUCACAGCCUUCACUAUAGACGGCCUGCAACCAGAUGAGGUGCUGGUUAUUGGUGUUGCAUCUGUGGUUGAUCAACGUGUGGGAGAGGCGGUCACGCUGUCUACUCGGACUAACCCCAAUGGUGGAUCAGUGUCUGGCCUUCGCAUCGUUGAAGUCACAUCUCAGAAGAUACGCAUUGCAUGGUCACAGUCUACUAGGGCAACUGGCUAUAAGGUCAUUUGGCGCCGUGAUGAUGGAGUUGAAACAACUCGUAUCUUGCCCGCCGACGUCUCUUCCUUCACCAUUGAUGGACUACAGUCGGAUUCAGCCUACAGCGUCUUAGUUUCUUCCCUUACUGGCUCUCGAGAGGGAAGUCCAUCCACCCUGAGCAUCAGAACAGAGUCAGAUCAGUCUGUGGUUGGGACUGUGACGUCACUGCAAGUCCAGGAGGCACGUGGAGAGGUUGUCCGUGUCACUUGGGUUGGUGUGCAGGGAGCAACGGCUUAUCGUGUGUCUUGGAGAAGAAUGGACGGUGGUCAAGAGAGAAGUCAGCUGGUGGGGGGAGAUGUGACAACAGUGGAUUUAGACCAGUUGGACCCCGGAGCCCAGUACGAGGUGCAGGUCAUGGCUUUAGUUCAAAACAGAGAGGGAACCCCUGUGUCUGUCAGAGUCACCACACCUGGUGCCCCCACCCCCUCAGUACCUACGACAACUUUACGAGUGGCGGAAGUUACCCGGAAUUCUAUGCGGCUUGGCUGGACUCCAGUACCAGGUGCCACAGGAUAUAUACUACGCUGGCGAGAGAUGGGUGGAACAGAUUUUGGACGAGGCUCAUCUGUCACGCUCCCUGCUGCGUCCAGCUUUUACGAUGUGACUGGGCUGCAAUUGGGCCGUCGGUAUGGCUUUACUGUGCAGCCCACCUUCGAAAGUGGAUUGGGAACUGAAAGCUCUGUAGAGGAAAACACUGUCUGUGUGGGUGGGCGUCUAGAUGUGGUGUUUCUUGUGCCGGCAUCUACCGAUCGGAUUAGCCUCGCAAGACCACUGCGCCAACUCCUCACAAGUGCAGUAGGGUCGCUCAAUACUAUCGGAGCCCGCGACUCUCAGGUGGGAGUUGUUGUAUACGGUUACCGACCCAAAAGAUGGUUCCUGCUUAAUCGCCAUGGCAGAUCUGACACCCUUCUUCAAGAGAUCCAGUCCACACCUUUUGAUGAAAGUCCCGGGAAUAACAUUGGUGAGGCGGUGACAUACACCCGGCAGUACCUUCUGACCCCUUCAGCUGGACGGAGAGCGAGGGUCCCUGGGGCUGUUGUCAUCAUCGCUGACAAAAAAUCUGCUGACAACCUGACUCUCGCAGCAAGCAGUCUCAGGGCUACAGGUGUGACAGUGUUAGCGGUGGGUAUAGACCAGGCAAAUACCGAGGAGCUGCGCCGGGCGGUGACAGACGGCAGCACCCAAAACAUCCUGUACACUCGUGAUGCAUCACAGUUGGACACCGUAUAUACUGAUCUGGCAGACUUGCUCUGUGGCAUUGCCAGAAUACCAGAGGGUCCAGGUCCAGAUCAGUGCACUGUUUAUUGCUCUGAGAGUGAGAAAGGAGAUCGUGGAGAGAAGGGUGAGAGAGGCAGAGAUGGUGUAGAUGGACAAAAGGGAGAUCCUGGUCGUGAUGGUGUGCCUGGGAGGGAAGGCCCCAGAGGACCUGAAGGCCGCCCAGGUCCACCAGGCCAAACUGUCACUAUUGAGCCCUCAUUGGAAGUGAAAGGAGAAAAGGGGGAGAGAGGUUUUCCUGGCAUUGAUGGAAAUCCAGGGUUGCCGGGACGACCAGGUUCCCCUGGAAAUGCAGGAGUCCCGGGUUCACAGGGCCUACCUGGUAUCAGAGGAGAUCCAGGUGAACCAGGUGUGACAGGGCUACAAGGGUCAAAAGGCAGUAAGGGUGAAAGGGGUGAACCAGGCUCAACAAUAUCAGGAGGGGGUCUUCCAGGGAGGAAAGGAGAGGCAGGCAUCCCGGGAAUACCGGGUACUCCUGGCCGGCCAGGCAGUGAUGGGGUAAAAGGUGCUGUUGGAGAUCCGGGGAUACCUGGUCAAGAUGGUCGCCCAGGUUUACCAGGAACACCAGGAACCUCCACCAAGGGAGACAAGGGCAGCCCAGGAGAGAGGGGACUUCCAGGAGUCGGCAGCGGGGUGGCCGUGAAGGGCGAGAAGGGCUCCCCAGGUACUCCAGGGGCUCAGGGUCCUAGAGGGCUACCAGGACUACAGGGCAGCAAAGGAGACAAGGGCGAUGGUGGUGAUGGGGCGCCGGGACCCCCAGGCAGGCAAGGAGAGCCUGGGGACAGGGGACCCCGUGGGCCUCCAGGAGAAAUUGGUGGAAAGGGUGACCGAGGACAGCCAGGUGAGCCUGGAGCACAGGGAGACAGGGGGGAGCGAGGACCAGCUGGUGAAACUGGGGAGAGAGGGGACCCAGGGAAGCCGGGCAGUGCAGGAACACCAGGGUUGAGAGGUUUACCAGGGCCCAGUGGACCAUCAGGAGAAAAGGGAAACGAAGGUGCACGCGGGGAGCCUGGCAGAAGUGCUCUUGGUUUGCCUGGGAAGAAAGGGGAUCAGGGGGAACGAGGCCUGGCUGGUCUGGAGGGGGGCAGGGGAGACAAAGGAGAGAUGGGACAGAAAGGAGAGAAAGGGUCUUCAGGGUCGGGAGGGUCAGCUGUUGGACCUAAAGGAGAGCCAGGAGAGAGAGGACUUGCUGGUGUCAAUGGAAGGCCGGGUGCCAAGGGAGAUCCUGGUGAACCAGGAGAGAGGGGGGAGAAUGGGCGGCCAGGAACCCCAGGAAAGCCUGGUCCUCCUGGGAAAGAGGGGGAGAGAGGAGAGAAGGGUGAUGAAGGCACACCUGGGGAGUCUGGACUCCCAGGGAAGUCCGGAGAAAGAGGACUGAGGGGACUGGCUGGUCAACCAGGACGAGCAGGAGAGAAAGGAGACAUAGGAGACCCAGGAGAGUCGGGACGAAAUGGCAGCCCUGGACCCGCGGGACUGAGAGGGGAGAAAGGAGACUUGGGACCUCAGGGGCCUCCAGGACCACCAGGAAAAGUGGCAGACGUCCAGGGACUCCUGAGAGGAGAGAGAGGAGAGAAGGGUGAUGCUGGCGACCCAGGAGAACAUGGUAGUAAAGGUCUGAAAGGCGAAGCGGGGACUCCGGGAGCCCCAGGCCUACGAGGUCCUGAGGGACAACGGGGACCUGCAGGCACAAGAGGUGAUACGGGGGAAAGAGGAGUUCCUGGAGAGAAGGGAGAAAGGGGAACGUCUGGGUUAGAUGGACGUCCUGGUCUGGAUGGUAAACCAGGUGCUGCUGGACCACCGGGUCAAAGGGGGGAUCCUGGGAAACAGGGGGAUCCUGGAAGAGAUGGUUUAGCAGGACUUAGAGGGGAACAGGGCCCCCCAGGGCCUGUCGGGCCUCCAGGCACUGCAGGAACACCUGGUAAAGCAGGUGAAGACGGCAAACCUGGUGCUCCUGGAAAAAUGGGUGAGGAUGGUGUGCCCGGUGAAGAUGGGAGAAAGGGUGAUAAAGGAGAACCAGGAGCAGCUGGAAGAGAUGGCCGGGACGGGCAGAAAGGAGAAGGGGGCCUUGCUGGGCCUGUCGGACCCUCUGGCCCUGCGGGGCCUCCUGGAGUACCUGGCAGCAUUGGUCCUCCUGGACAGGUGGUGUAUUUUAAAGGAGUUGAAGCGGCGCCAAUCCCAGGCCCGCCUGGGCCUCCAGGAACCCCUGGCGUACCAGGGAUCCCUGGAGCUGUGGGAGCCAGAGGGGAAAGAGGUCCAUCUGGCCUCAAAGGUGAUGCUGGAGACCCGGGAGAGGACGGGGCACCAGGCAAACCUGGGACACCAGUGGUAAGACAGGCUCUGGCCAACUUUGGCAUUCUGAUGUCUGAUCUGAAGGUGGUUGUGGACAGGAAGGACAUACCACUGACUCCUACAGUGCCAAAGGCAGGGAAAGGUGAAAAAGGAGACGUGGGCGAACCUGGACCGAGAGGACCAUCUGGUGCAGAUGGUGCCCGUGGUUUUCAAGGAGAAAGAGGAGCAAAAGGGGAUCAAGGAGAGCGAGGACCCGUGGGAGCAACUGGUCCUCCAGGUAGAGCCAUUGUAGAGCGAGGGCCAGAGGGACCCCCAGGGCAACCUGGAGAGUCAGGCAAACCAGGAAUACCAGGAGUUCCUGGGCGAGCUGGAUGGACGGAGACCUGGAGGAGGGAGUGGGAGAGUGGACACAUGAGAGAAAAGUUUUAUGGACGGAGAGUUGAUAUAGGUUAAGGAGAGGGAAAUUGACAAGGAAUGUAAGGAGCAUCUGCUGACUCAGUACUGAUUGGUCCGCCUGGGGUCAGAGGCCCACCAGGAAUUGGGGGACAAAAGGGAGAGCCUGGUGCUGCAGGAUCACCGGGGCCUCAAGGAGAACGGGGUUUUGCAGGAUCUCGUGGUGAUAAAGGAGACCGAGGACAGUCUGGAGAAAAAGGACGUGACGGCUCACAGGGAACACCAGGAGAACCAGGAAAACCUGGUCAAGAUGGGAAACCGGGCUUGCCUGGGUUCCCAGGAGUUCUAGGCAGACCGGGAAACCCAGGAGAGACUGGCAUGAGGGGGCCAACUGGCCCAAUGGGUCCCAACGGGCUUCCAGGUCCCCCAGGUGUGAAGGGGAAUCAAGGAGAGCCAGGUGUUGGUGUCCAGGGUCCUCCGGGUGCCCAAGGGAGCACAGGUCUGCCAGGACCAACAGGUACCCCCGGAGCUGUAGGUCCACAAGGCCCUCCAGGACUGUCAGGCCAGGUGGGUGAAGCAGGUAAACCAGGGGUACCUGGCAGAGAUGGUGUGCCUGGAAAAGAUGGAUUACCUGGAUUAUCAGGAAAGCAGGGCAUUGCUGGACCUCCAGGCCAGGCCGGCUUAAAGGGGGAGCAGGGAGACAGCGGCCCCCCAGGGAAGGCUGUGGCUGGACCCCCUGGACCUAAAGGAGAAAGGGGUCUUAAUGGUGCAACACUGCCAGGCACGGCUGGAGAGAGAGGCCUACCUGGAGAAAAGGGUGACAGGGGAGACAAAGGUGCUGUUGGCUACAAAGGAGAGCGAGGAGUGGAUGGUGAGCCAGGGGAGCCUGGAGAUGAUGGGGCACAGGGAUCCCCUGGGCCAAAAGGAGAUAAGGGAGAGAAGGGCAUAGGACUGGCAGGCCCUCCUGGUCGGGUUGGGCCUCAAGGUUUAAAGGGAGAUCCAGGCCUUCCUGGUCCAGCUGGUCCCCCGGGGCUGCAGGGGAAGUCUGGGGAUGCUGGGCAACCUGGCCUGAGAGGAGAAUCGGGACAACAAGGACCUCCUGGACCACCUGGGGAGAGGGGUCUCCAAGGCUUUGCUGGCCGUGCAGGAAAUGUCGGACCUCCUGGUCCUUCUGGACCGCCUGGACAGGCAGGCUCUCCUGGUACCAAUGGUGUCAAAGGGGACAAGGGGGAGGUUGGCAUCGGAGUCUCCGGCCCCCGAGGAGAGAGAGGAGAUGCAGGGCCGAGAGGAGAGGAGGGCCGUCCUGGCUUGGAUGGGGAGAGAGGGGCAACGGGUACCCCAGGGAUUCGUGGUAUUCGGGGAGAAAAGGGAGACGUGGGGCUGCAAGGUGACAAAGGAGAGAAGGGGGACACUGUGCUGGUGGGAGGACCUGCUGGAGAAAAGGGCAACAAAGGAGAAACAGGUGACAGGGGACCCAAAGGUGUGCAGGGAGAAAAGGGGGGGAAGGGUCAAGAGGGUCCUGUAGGGGAGCAGGGUCUUAGGGGAGAGCCUGGAGAAAGAGGAUCCACUGGGUUCCCGGGUGCCCGUGGCCCUGGUGGACAGAAGGGAGAAGCCGGCCAACCUGGAGUACCUGGUGAAUCGGGUUUACCAGGAAAGGACGGGCUGCUGGGGCAGAGGGGUGAAAAGGGAGAACUUGGCAUUGUCGGACUGAGAGGAAUCAAGGGUGACCGAGGACCCAAGGGGGCUUGUGGAGGCGAUGGCCCUAAAGGAGAGAAGGGAGAUGCUGGUAUUAAUGGACGAUCAGGCCUACCGGGAAGAAAAGGCGAACAGGGGGAAAUCGGACCAUCUGGAGCCCCAGGGACCCCCGGGAAAGAGGGACUAGUCGGUCCCAAGGGUGACCGUGGUUUUGACGGGCUUGCAGGACCCAAAGGAGCUCAGGGAGAGAAAGGUGAACGGGGUACGCCUGGCGUACCUGGUCCUCCUGGUCCCAGAGGAGUGGAUGGGGUCCAGGGCUUGACUGGCCCUCAGGGACCAGCUGGUGCGAAAGGCCCGGAGGGCCUCCAGGGACAAAAGGGAGAGAGAGGUCCAAUCGGUCCUGCCAUGAUUGGUCCACGCGGUAUUCCAGGGAUCCCGGGGGAACGAGGAGAAGCGGGAGAGUUGGGCCCAGAUGGAGCCAAGGGAGACAGAGGAGAGCCAGGCAUGACGGAGUAUGAGGUCAGAGAGUAUGUCCGCUCAGAGAUGAGUCAGCACUGUGCGUGUGGAGGUUCAGGUCCAAUUAAUCGGUCCCAGCCCCCGGUCAGGGCUCGGCCUUCACCAGAUCAACAACUGGUCCUGAAGGGGGAGGAGGGCCGUGAGCUGCGUGUGGUGGUGAACACCAACGACCCGGACUACGAGCAUAUCUACUCCAUCGAGGCCUACGACGACCCCUUGGACGAGCUGCUCUACUUCACUCCCUCUGCCAAUCAAAGCGAUGGUGAGGUUGUCAAAGUUGAAACUGACAAAACAGUCAAAGUUGAACCAAACAAAGCAUCCACUGCUGACGUUACGAAAAAAGCAAAAGUUACACUUCUGAAAGCAGUCAAGCCCAGAUCAGUCAGGUCCAAGAGGAGAGUCAAAGGGGAAGCUCCAGCAGACUCAUGCUUGCUGCCCAUGGAGGAGGGGAGCUGUGGACGAUACACUAUGCGGUGGUACUUUAACAAUCAGGUUCAGGCCUGCAGGCCCUUCAUCUACAGCGGCUGUGAAGGAAACGACAACCGCUUCCUCCACCUGGAGGAGUGUGAGGAGCUCUGCCUUGGGGAGACCGAAGGUCCUCGUCCCUUGAAGACAGUCCUAUGAUUGAGGCCAAAUACUCCUCAGCCACUGGAAUCUUAGCCUUUAUAUAGAUUUUAUAGAUUGUUAUUUUGUCAAAUGUCAAUGGUCAUGAUUUGUUUUUGUUUAUUUAUUGUUUCUGUAAACCCAGCCAAACUUUAGCCCAGGUUGAGAGGGGAAACAAGAGUGCCUCAUUAAUUUGUUCUCCAAACCAUGAAAAAACAAAAUAGUUAUACUAUAGUUCUUUUAGGUUAAAAAUACUUGUCUUUUUGUGCGCUAGUACAUUUGCACACUAAAGAAGUGUCUUUGCAUUCACCCUGAUUUUAUCAGUUUAUCUUUACCAUAAUAUUGAGGUACUCCAGUACCUUUAUCUAUUUCAUGUUGCACACAGAUAAUAAAACUUAAUUGAAAGGGAGUGGACAAAUUGCCUGACUCACCUUACAGUGUAGUGAAGUUACAAUCUCGAAGACCUCUGUUUGUUUUUGUCUCACUUCCCAAAAAUCCAAACGGUGUUACCUGUGUGACGUUUACUCGCAACACUAGCAGAGACCAAAAAAUAAAAAACAUGCUUCACACGUGUUGGCUCCUCCUACCCUCUCUGGCAGACUUACCGCUGCUUGGGAUUUUCCUGGGAAUGUCGCCCUAGACAUUCAUCUCUAUAAAUACUGUAGAAAUCUGCAUAUGAAUGCAGUGUGUCUAGGCAACGAGACAAGAUUUUGGUAUUGGAAGCAAUCAGAUUUCAAAUUCUAAUGCGUGAGCGGGCUUUGGUUAAAUGCAGGUAAACGGUUCAUGCAGAGAGCACAAGAGUGUUGGAAAGCAUUGGCCUAAAUGCAAUCUCAGAAACCCGUCUGCUAUCGGCUAGUUUUUUUUCUUCUUCUGAUUUAAAAAAUGAAAUCUGCAUUCUUAUGCAGAUUUCAGUAUAGCAUUGACAAUUCUCAACUCUGUUCUUGUUUGUCAAGUGGCUAUGCAGACCCGCCUCGCCAUUACCCCCAGAAGAUAUAAAUUGUCGUCAGACUGAUAGCCGAUGGGUUCUGAGAUUAAUGGGCCAUAGGCUCAAUCAUCACUGUUUUCACCUUAUUUGGCAAUAUUUAGUGGCUUACCAGACAUUUAUUGAAAUUAAAAUCUUCGAGAUUAUUGCUUCAAGUAAAUACCAAUAUGGCGAAGUUUAUGAUUUUUUUUUUUUUUUAACGGAAAGCACAAACUACACCCUUUUAUAAACUUCAUCAAACUGGUAUAGUAUAUACUGCAAGGAUACUGUGUUGUAAGGUGUUUUAAUUAUUUUGCUCACAGCUUAUAUGGACAGACUGUUUAACCCUUCAUACUACUUAGUGGAGUAGCAAAGUUGGCAGAGUUGUGGUUUCUGAAAAUAUUUUUCUCAUUGUAAACGAGCAUUUGAAAGUCUUCUUUAAAUGAUAAUCUUGCAUAACUGUUAUUUUCCUAAACAUAGAAAAAUAGUAGUCACCAGGAUAAAGUACAUUUUGGUUUAGUAUUUCAGCUUUGUCUUUUGGGUCAGUUUGGUUAGCAAAUGCUGUCAAUAAAUACUGUAGUAUUUAGUAGCAGCCUCUGCAGACAUUGCUAUGGAGAAGACAAAAUUUUUACAUACAUUUUGUAUCCUUACCAACAAUAACAUUGCAUUGCAAAGUACAGAAAGUAUAUAAAUCUAGACCAAAAGUAGAAAAGAAACUAAUGACAACAACUAGCUUCAGCAGCCCUCAACGACUCUGUGAUUGUUUUUUUUUUUACUGCAGUGCUCAUUGGGAGUUGAAAUUAACUUCUACGGUUUUUAUGUACAAUUGACUUUUUAUCAAAGAUUUCUGUUUGAAAAUGAUUGAUUUAACCAGGAGAUUUCCAUCCCCAUCAAAGCCCUAAAGCAUACUCUAACGGCAAGUCACCUAAUACAAUCUGCCGAUAAUGAACAAGGCUUUUAUUUCACGAACCCCAGGUGCGUGAAAUAACUUAAAUAUACAAGUACAUAUACAGUGUAUUGGGUUAUUGUGGAUAAAAAUCAUUUGUAUUAAAUAUGAAGAAUCAAGCACAAUAUUCUGCCAAUCUGUUGUGUAUAUAAUGUUUUUUAUUGUUUGGGGGAAGUUGUGUUUCUUAUUACAACUGCAUGUUUACCUGCCAGAGAAAAGGUGCUAUUUUCAAAGGUAUUUUUAUACUGUGUAUUGAAGAUGGAAGUGUGUGUUUUUGUGUGGUGCUGUAAACCCUUGUUUUUGUAGAAUAAUGGAACAUUUUAAAAGGCAUUUCUAAUAAACCAAAUGUUUGAGUAAAA
This is a messenger RNA of Etheostoma spectabile (orangethroat darter), 11904 nucleotides long. RefSeq names its product collagen, type VII, alpha 1 (gene col7a1). The record is from RefSeq and is a predicted model, not a curated record. Gene Ontology annotation, biological process: extracellular matrix organization. The transcript has 117 exons. NCBI's taxonomy places the organism in Eukaryota, Metazoa, Chordata, Actinopteri, Perciformes, Percidae. Gene Ontology annotation, molecular function: protein binding; serine-type endopeptidase inhibitor activity; extracellular matrix structural constituent conferring tensile strength.